Molecule: messenger RNA, 3411 nt
Organism: Closterium sp. NIES-65
Lineage: Eukaryota; Viridiplantae; Streptophyta; Zygnematophyceae; Desmidiales; Closteriaceae
Source: the annotation of a GenBank genome assembly
AUGGUGACCCUCGCACCCCCGUCUUUGAGGGGUGUUCCCCCUCCCCCCUCUUGCCCUCUGUUGCCUCUGGUGCUGCGGCCGGCCUCGUUGGUUUCGAGUCGGUCGGCGCUGCGUCUCCCUCGAGCGGGAGACGCCGCACCGGCAAGGGCAAGGGGGGCAAGGGCGCUGGAGGGGCUGGCUGGGGUGGUGGAGGUGGUGGUGGAGGCAGUGGAGGGGGUGGGGGUGGUGGUGGGAGUGGUGGCGGGGGUGGAGGUGUCGUUGGAAGCAGUGGAGGCAGAGGAGGCGGCGGCGGAGGCGGAGGGAGCGGAGGCGGUGGAGGUGGUGGAGGCGGCGGAGGCAACGGAGGUGGCGGCAACGGCAGUGGACCUGGUCGCAUCUCUGCGCAGAGGAGUGGCUCCGGUGGAGCGUGCUGGGGGUACGGGUCCCUGCACCUACGUUCUCCGCACCGGCGACCGCGCUGGUGAGCAGUGCAGGGGGCCGCACUCCACCCAGCGUUGCUUCGGCCGCCUGACGGACGCGUGGUGUCACCACUUCCCUAAGGCCUCUGAGAUCCCUCGCUGGGGAGAGCUGUCUAGGGCGGGGGUUGCUAUCUUUGAUCUUGAUUUUGAUGCUAUUCUUGCUGCCAUUGAUGCUGUUGCUGAUAGUGUUGAGGGUGACUGUUACCUGUGUGUUCCGCCUGACCCGGGCAUUGAGACUGCUGCUCUAGGUGCUGGUGAGGCUGCUGCUCUAGGUGCUAGCGCGUCUGCUGCAACAGGUUCUGGUGAGUCUGCCCUCUCAGGUACUACGUCGGCUCGGGCCUUACACACCUUCACCCUUGACUCGGGUGCUUCCCGCUCCUUCUUUCGAGACCGCACCACACUUACGCCGCUUAGUCGGCCGGUUGCGGUCUCCCUGGCGGACCCCUCUGGGGGUCCUGUCCUUGCUCGCUUCUCCACUGUCUUACCGUGUCCGGCAGUCCCCUCUGGCACCCUGUCAGGUCUCUACCUCCCCUUGUUCUCUACAAACUUGGUGAGUGGCACUGACCUACAGGAUAGGGGGGUUGACCACUUCACUCCUGCCAGUCAGCGGGUGACCCACUGCACGUGUGCUCGGACAGGCAGACACUUGGCCACGUUCACCCGUCGGCCGGGGUCGAGCCUGUACACCCUCACUACUGAGUCUCCUCCGGCUGCGGAGCCUGGCAUGGCGUCCCGUGUCCUUGUCUCUGGUCUCCCCCGAUCUCUCCCUCCUCUACCUCCGGGGCCUGCCCCUACCUGCGUCCCCUACGUCGAGGGGCAACAGCACGCCGCCCCUCACUCCUCCGAGUUUCCUCCAACAGAGUCUCCGUUGCAGACUCUUCACAUGGAGGUGUGGGGCCUCGCCCGCGUCCGUGGCCAAGGGCACGAGCGUUACUUCCUGUUGGUGGUCUUCCCCUUGCGCAGCAAGGGCAACGUCACUGAGGUGUUGAUCGACUGGAUCCGCGCAGCUCGUCUCCAGCUCAGAGAGAGUUUUGGCUCCGACUUUCCUGUUCUGCGUCUGCACUCUGACAGAGGCGGGGAGUUUUCCUCUGCCCGUCUGGGAGCCUUCUGUCGUGCACAGGGCAUCCGCCAGACCUUCACGCUUCCGGCCUCUCCACAGCAAAAUGGGAUUGCUGUGCGCCGCAUUGGCAUGGUCAUGGACGUCGCUCGUACGUCCAUGAUCCAUGCGACUGCUCCCCAUUUUCUAUGGCCGUUUGCGGUUCAGUACGCGGCGCAUCAGCUCAACCUUCAGCUUCGAGUCUCCUUUCCAAAGACCUCCCCCACCUUGCGGUGGACGGGGAAGGUUGGCGAUGCGUCUGCGUUUCGGGUCUGUGGAUCUCGGGCGUUUAUCCGCGACUUGUCUGCGGACAAGUUGUCCCCCCGUGCUGUUCCCUGCGUCUUCCUUGGCUUCCCCCCUGACGCGCCUGGUUGGCAGUUUUACCACCCCACCUCGCGCCUUGUUCUGUCCUCCCAGGACGUCACCUUUGACGAGUCGGUGCCUUACUACCGUCUCUUCCCCUACCGCGCUGCGCCUCUUCCUCCGCCGCCGCUCUUCCUUGCACCAGGUCCUCCCCCGGUAGACCCUCUCCCCCCCCAGGGUCCUGCCCCGUCAGGUGUGUCCCAGGUAGACGCAGUCGAGCCUGUCGAGGAAGCUGUUGACUUUCCUGCUGCUAGAGGUGCCGAGCCUACGGGUGCCGGGUCUGGGGGUGCUGAGCCUGGGGGUGUUGAGAUUGGGGGUGCUGCGUCUGGGGGUGCUGAGUCUGGAGGUGCUGAGCCUGGGGGUGCGGAGCCUGGGGGUGCGGAGCCUCGGGGCGCUGGGUCUGCUUGUGUGGCCACCGGCGCCGUGCUGCUGAAGCUGGAGGUACUACUGUUGCUACCGGCCCCGGAGGUGCUCAUACUGGCGGUGCUGGAGCUGCUGGGCCUUGGGGGUGCUGCUGGGGCUGUUGGAGUUGGUGCUGCUGGAGCUGCUAGAGCUGGAGCUGCUGGGGGUGUUGGCGCUGGUGGUUGUGCUAGCGCUAGUGCAUCUGAGGGUGCUGGAGCUGGCGCUGUUGGAGUUGGAGGUGCUGCUGGCGCUGGUGCUGUCGCUGGGGGUACUGGUGCUGUCCUGCUGGUUCUGGAGACGCUGCGCGGCCGCGGGCGUACUUCGUUCCGCUCCUUGAGCAAGUUCUUGCCCGCCUCCCCUCUACCUGCUCCUUCUCCCUACUCUGGUCCUACUGGAGGACUUACUGAGCGUCGUGAGCCUGCGUCUCGUCGUGCGUCGCCUGUUCUUGCUGCUCGCACUAGUGGUCGUGCUUCGCGUCCACGUCCUCCUGCGGUCCCAGGCACACACCAGAUGGCACUACGUCCUUCCACUGCUCCUCUGCGUGUCCCGUUGCGGUCUCCUCCAGAGUCCUCUCUUCCUCUUCAUGUUGACCCUGAGUCUGGUUCUCUUCGUGCUGCCAGUCCUACUGUCACGCGUCUCCUGGCCACUGUUGUCACUGACCCUUCCUUUGAGUCCACUGCUGCGUCUGCCUUAGUGGCUGAGCUUGUUGACUUCGUUGCUCGCUGUCGUCUAGACUACGCCACUAGUCUUGUUGCUGAGUCCGAGUGUGUCUAUCCUGCGUCUGUCAGGGGUGGGUGUGCUCUUAGCACGGACGUCCUUGAGGACAGGCAGGAGGAGUUCCAGCUUUUUGCCGCUGCUUUGCCUCAUCUCGUGUCCACGCUGAUUGCCCCUGAGGGAGACCCGGAUGCACUAGACAUCCCGACUCCUCGAUCGUACGCUGAGGCGAUCGAGGAUCCCGACAUAGCCGCUCUGCGCGACUACGAGCUUCACUCUCUUGACUUCAGCACAGCUUUCUUGAAGGGCAGCCUGCACGAGGAGAUCUGGCUGCGCCGCCCACCUGGCUUCACUGGGUCGUUUCCUCCUGGUACCUAG